This is a messenger RNA of Microplitis mediator, 2608 nucleotides long. Its product is annotated as sterol O-acyltransferase 1. NCBI's taxonomy places the organism in Eukaryota, Metazoa, Arthropoda, Insecta, Hymenoptera, Braconidae. The coding region runs from base 875 to 2554 and encodes 559 amino acids. Gene Ontology annotation, cellular component: endoplasmic reticulum membrane. The transcript has 9 exons. The record is from RefSeq and is a predicted model, not a curated record. Gene Ontology annotation, biological process: cholesterol metabolic process.
UGAGCUCUGUUGAGCUGCAGUCAUUCAUCAAUGAAGUGCUAAUAGAGUUUAGCUGAAAAAUUUGCAGACACGAAUAGUGUGAGAUAAAAUAAAAUGAAAAAUAAAUUCAGAGAGGGAAAUAAAGUGAGUACUCGUGCAGAUAAAAUAUGAGGAACCUCUAGUCUAUUAUCAAACACUACUGAAUCACUACAUCGUAUGUAGACAUCACGCACUCAGUGUCAUGUUAAUACGAUUAAUCUUAAUUAAUAUGAAUUAAAUUAUGAAUAAACUGGUUAAUUAACUUAAUAUUCAUAUAAAGUUGACAUUAAAUAUAAGUAAGUGCGCGUGUACUCAAUAUUCGAUAUAUUUGUUUUAUGAAGAUAACGAGUGCAAGUGUACCGAUAAAAUAUAUCAGUAUAUUUAUUUGAUUUUGAACUAUGGAUUCUUAUCGAUCAGAAUAUUAUUAUUAUUAAUGAGUUAUAUUUAUAUAUAUAAAUAUAUAUUGAUAAAAAAAUAAUUAAAUAGUUAUAUAAAAUUUCGAUUGAUUAGUAAUUUAUUUAUUUGAAAUUUGAAUUGGAAAAAUUCAGAGAAUUAUUUUUGAAAAAAUAUAUAUAUGUAUAUUUGUAUAGAUGUAUAUUGACGAGGGAUUUAGAGAUUAGAGUAGAUUAAGAUAAAGAUCUAGAGGGCAAGGUGCAGGGUGAGGUCAGUGAAAAUUGUGUCCUCAUUUUGCGAUAAUGACGGAUUGUUGGCAUUAUGAUUGAUGGAGCUGACCAAGACUGUGUUAUUUAAUUCUGUCUACUCCUGACUCGUGGUGAACAAAGUGCAUGAUCUAUUUAUUGUAGACUUGAUUUAGUUAAUACGAUAUAUAUAUUUAUAUAAAAAAAAAAGUGUUAAAAUGAAAGAAGUGAAAAAUGAUCGAGAUUCAAAAAUGAGAACUGAUAAAAAAUUUUUUGUCAAUGGAGAUAAAAAACAUAAAUAUUCCGAAAUGGCCACGGAAGAAAUUUUCAGUUCUCAAGAGAGACAAAGAUAUGAAAAAGUCAGUAAUUUAACAGAACUCAAUAAUAAAAUGUCGAAAUUUAAUGAGAAUAUUGAAAAUAUUUCAAAACAUCAUUUGCAAAAUGAUAAAUAUAAUUUAUACACUAAUGAUAAGAAGUCUGUAAAACGUGGCGUACUACGUAAAAAAAUUUUUGAAACACGUAAUUCAUUAUUUACUGACCUAUUUAAUGAAGUAAAACAUGUAAAAGCAGUUUACAAUAUUUUUGCAGCACUAUUUAUAAUUACAUUUUUAAAUACUGCUGCUCAUGACAUUCUUUACAAUGGAUCUCUCAGUCUUGGUUUCACGACAAUUAAAUUAGGAUUUGGUAAACUAACAUUUGUUAUACAAAUGUGGUUAGCAAUGAUCGCAUCAUCAUACAGCGUGUAUUAUGUAUACAGUUUCUAUGCUCAUCAACGAACUAAAUUAUCACAAAAAUCAUUUAAAUUAAAAAUUUGGGAUUACACGUGGCUUCUUCUAUUCAUUGCUUAUCAAUUAACGUUCUUAGCUGUACCAGCAUACGUAACCUUAAAAGCCGAACUACCACCGCCUUCUGGCUUUAUUGUUUUAAUGGAACAGGUGCGUUUAAUAAUGAAAAUUCAUGCAUUUAUUCGCAGUACUGUACCCUCUGUAAUUAAUAAUGAAUUACAUAGUAACAGUACAGGAAUUUUAAUUCCGAAAUUAUCGAAAUUUUCGUACUUUAUGUUUGCGCCAACAUUAAUUUAUCAAGAUAAUUAUCCAAGGACUGAAAAAAUUAGAUGGCGGAUUGUUGCUAAAUAUCUAUUGGAACUAGCAUUCGUAAUUGUGUUCGUUGCUAUGAUAUUUGAACGUGUCGUCCUUCCGGCGUAUAAAGAAUUUGGUCAUGAAGAAUUUAAUUUACCCGGAUUUAUAUCACGUACAUUAAGCACAACAUUCCCAGGGAUUGUAAUAUUCCUUUGUGGAUUUUAUUGUUUACUUCACGUCUGGAUGAAUGCAUUCGCAGAAUUAAUGCGCUUUGGCGACAGGUUAUUCUACAAAGAUUGGUGGAAUUCCGUAUCAUUCGACAAUUAUUACCGUACUUGGAAUGUUGUAGUACACGACUGGCUCUACACAUACAUAUAUAAAGAUUUUUACGAACUAAUUGUGCCGGGUAAUAAAUUUGUCGCAACGUUUUUUGUAUUUUUCACAUCCGCGGUUGUCCAUGAGUAUUUAUUGGCAUGCGCAUUUAGAUUCUUUUACCCAAUGAUGUUUAUAUUUUUCGGUGUUUUUGGAUUUCUUCUUGUAUUUAUAACCAAAAAAGAAUCUAAUUCACUGGGUAAUAUUUUUCUUUGGUUUUCGUUGAUCAUUGGCUCUGGUAUGUUGGUCAGUUUCUACGCAAUGGAGUAUUUUGCAAGAAUUAAUUGUCCGAGUUUGGAAGAUAAAUUAUUAGAUGUCAUUUUACCAAGAAGUUGGUAUUGCUAUGAAGGACUUUCGGGUAGUAAUUAUGAAAGUCAAUUACUUCUUUAUGUAUUAAGUUUUUCGAUAAUAACAAUUACGUCAUUGUUGUAUAAAAAAUUUGUGUAGUAUUUAAUUGUUAUUUUGUAAUUUAAAUAAAUAUAAUAUAUAUGUAAAUGUUAA